Messenger RNA from Malassezia globosa CBS 7966, 2490 nucleotides. RefSeq lists its product as uncharacterized. Lineage: Eukaryota; Fungi; Basidiomycota; Malasseziomycetes; Malasseziales; Malasseziaceae. Gene Ontology annotation, biological process: transmembrane transport. Gene Ontology annotation, molecular function: secondary active sulfate transmembrane transporter activity. Gene Ontology annotation, cellular component: plasma membrane. The transcript has a single exon. The coding region runs from base 1 to 2490 and encodes 829 amino acids. The record is from RefSeq and is a predicted model, not a curated record.
AUGGCGCCACCCAAGGCAUCCCAGACGCUAUGGGGGCGAACCAAGGCAUUGGCCAAGUAUAUUGUGGGGUAUGACAAUACGGAUGCAAAUCGGCUCGGUGUGCCGAUGGUUGGUGUUCAAGACUAUGUGCGUGAACACUGCCAGCAUCCAGGGACAGCGCUGCUCAAUUACUUGGACUCGCUGUUCCCUAUGCGCCGCUGGAUUCUUUCCUACAACUUGUCGUGGUUGUAUGGCGACCUAAUUGCAGGCAUCACAGUUGGUCUCGUGCUCGUUCCACAGUCGAUGUCCUACGCCAAUGUCGCUGGGCUUCAGCCGCAGUUUGGUUUGUACUCGUCGUUCAUUGGUGUGGUCAUUUACGCGUUGUUCGCUACGUCCAAAGACGUCACGAUCGGUCCUGUCGCCGUCAUGUCUCUGCAAACGAAUACCGUGAUCCAAAAGAUCCGCGAGGAGCUGCCGGACCACCAUUACCCACCGGAGGUCAUUGCAUCCGCCCUUGCUUUCCUGUGUGGUAUCAUCACACUGGGCGUUGGUCUUUUGCGACUUGGCUGGCUCGUCGAGUUCAUUCCCGCACCUGCUGUGAGUGGAUUCAUGACCGGCUCGGCGCUCACUAUCCUGGUUGGCCAGUUGCCGGGUCUUCUGGGCGUCAAAAACGUGAAUGGUCAGGACCCCAUGUACAAGAUUGUCAUCAACUUUUUCAAGCAGCUUCCCACGGCCGGCAUGGAUGCUGCCUUUGGUGUUCCUGCCCUGGUGUUCUUAUACCUUGUGCGCAGCACAUGCAACUAUAUCGCACGGCGGUACCCGAAAUAUGCACGCAUCGCUUUCUUCGCCUCGGUGAUGCGCAGCGCUCUAGUGAUCAUUGUACUGACUGUUGCGAGUCGCAUCUGGGUCGGUACGUACGACCAAAAGCAAGACUACCCAAUCAAGCUGAUCCUCGAUGUGCCGCGUGGGUUCCAGCACAUGGGCCAGCCGGAGCUGCCGACGCCUGUUCUAUCGAAAAUUGGGCCCAACUUGCCGGCAUCGGUGAUCCUUCUUCUUCUCGAGCACAUUGCUAUCUCAAAGUCAUUCGGUCGACUGAACAACUACAAGAUCAAUCCGAACCAGGAGCUUGUGGCCAUCGGUGUGACCAACUUGGUCGGCCCGUGCUUUGGUGGCUACGCUGCGACAGGUUCGUUCUCUCGCUCGGCCAUCAAAUCGAAGUCGGGUGUACGCAGUCCGCUUGCCGGCUGGGUCACGGCUAUCGUCGUGCUGAUUGCCAUUUAUGCACUCUCUGGUGUAUUCUAUUGGAUCCCUAAAGCAUCGCUAUCUGCUGUGAUUAUCCACGCGGUGUCAGACCUGGUUGCACCGCCCUCUCUGCUGUACAAGUUCUGGCUUAUGAACCCCCUCGAGCUGUUUAUCUGGAUUGCGUCGGUGGUUGUCACAAUUUUCACGAGUGUGGACUAUGGUGUGUACACAGCCGUCGCUGCAUCUGUCGCACUCCUGCUGAUCCGGAUCGCUCGUCCACGUGGACAUUGGCUGGGUGUCGUGCGAGUUGAGCACCACGAUCACACCGUCGCUGGCGGCGCGCAGCAGCGAAAUGUAUUUAUGCCGAUGGACGUACAAGACGGACUGCGCGACCCAUCCGUGCAUGUUGAGCCGCCACCGCCCGGCGUGUUUGUGUACCGGGUGGAAGAGUCGUUCACGUAUCCGAAUGCCUCGCAUAUGGCCGAGCUCAUCACCGACAAGAUCAAAGCAUGCACGCGCCCAGGCUUUUCACAGGCCGUCAAGCCGGGGCAGCGACCAUGGAAUGAUCCAGGGCCGCCCAAUGCUGCAUUGAUCCGCGCUUGGCGCGCAUGUACGUUUUUCUAUCACCGUCACAAGGAUGCGCCAUCGCUCGAGCAGGAGCUAGAGGAGGAAAUGCGCUCCAAGGAAAGUGACCCUCGUCCGCUGCUGCACGCGCUGAUCCUGGACUUUGGAUCUGUCUCGAAUGUCGACUCGACGUCUGUGCAAGUGCUGGUCGACUUGCGCAAUGCAUUGGAACGAUACCGGGCCGGACCUGUGCAGUUCCACUUUGCACAUAUUCUGAGCCCGUGGAUUCGACGUGCUCUGCUGGCUGGAGGAUUCGGCACAGGGCGGAUUCACCGUCAUGUUACAGAGAUUGCAUCGGUCGUGGAGCAAGGUGAUGCACGGGCUGUUGGUCAGCACUCACCAACGCCAGAGGAUCCCAAGCCACACGACGAAACUGACUCAAAAACAACUGACUCUGUGCAUGAACAAGAUGUGCCGAGGGACCUUGAAUCGCAGGUCGGCUCGAUGGCUGCCGAUAUGGACAAACUGGACUUUGAGAUCCGCAAUUUGGACGCCAAGUAUGCAGAGGAUUUGAGACACGAGUCCAUUUCAUCGCCACCAGGCAUCAGUGUGCCGAUCAUGUGGAACAAUGAGCUAACGCCAUAUUUCCACCUGGAUUUGGCGGCUGCCAUGUCGGCUGCCACAGACAACAUGUCCAUCGCUUGA